AUGACCGUUGAUACAUCAACUAAAGUAGCAGUAGAUCCAACAUUAAAGGGUGCUAAUGAAUACUCAAACCAUUUAGUCACGAAAUUUCGUGUUAAAAAACCCGCCAGUUUCCCAGGAUCGCUCGUUAAAGUUAAACCCGAAAUAGACGCAACUAAAUUAACCAGUUGUAUCAGAUGUCGAAAAUUAAAGAAGAAAUGUAACAAGGCCACUCCUGAAUGUCAAAAUUGCGAAAAAGCUGGUGAACCAUGUACUUAUGUUCCAAGGAAACCAAGAAGAGCCAAAUCUGAUGCCGUGCUGCCUACCUCAACUACCUCAGCUGACUUUUCCUAUAUGCAAAAGAACGAACCAGCAAGACUCUCCCUACUGAGCGUCGAACCAGUAACAACCGGUCCAAACGUUCCUUCUCUUGCUGGAACACCCACAAGCACAUUUUCCAUUCCUUCACCAGGAUCGGGCAAAUCUGUUACAUUCCCCCUGAUAAACCCUAUUGACGCGCGAGCUCCUGAUUUCCAUUCAUAUCAACAACAAGUUUCAAAAGUGCUUGUAAGUGCAGUUUCAAUCAAGACCAAUUCUAAUGUGAGUAUAAUUCCACCUAUUGUUGAUGUAGAAUUAUUAUCACGAAUUAUAAAUGCAUUCUUCAUGCAUAAUUACCGGGCCGUGCCUGUUAUCAAUAAACAUCAAUUUAUCACCAAGUUCAAUAAAUUAUUUGCUGAAGGAAAUGUCAUUGGUUUGGAUGGCUUUGACGAUCAAUUUGAGUUGUAUAUGGUGUUGGCAAUUGGAAGUACUGGGUUAGAAAGAUGUGGGAUAAUUUCUCGAGAUAAGAAAAUCAGUGAAUAUUUUGUAUCCAAGGCUUUGAAUCACGUUCAUAACAACUUGUCCACCAAUGAUUUAAAGAAUGUGAAGUAUUUGAUCUUGUUGGGAUUGUAUUCUUAUUUCGAUCCUAGUGAAUUCACAUCUUGGGAAAUAAUGGGAAAAUUAACUAGAUUGGCUAUUCAUCUCGGUUUAAACAAGGAGAUUACCGAACAGGAGAAGAAGAAUAUGACCUCGAGACAAAUUGAGCUAAGAUCAAGGUUAUUCUGGAGCGUAUAUGCCAUUGAUCGAUUGACUUCUGUAUCUUUAGGACGACCAGUUUCAAUCAACGAUGAAGAUAUCAACGUUCCACUUCCCCAAAUCCUUGAUGACGACCAUGAGGAUAUUGAAAUAAAUCGAGUGCUAAUUGCAUUGCGUCGAAUUGAAGGGCAAAUAUUACGUCGAGUGCAUUCAGUGAAUCUUCAAAGCACGCCCGAGGAAACACGGACAUCACAUUGCCAAGCAGUAUAUUCUGAAUUGAGACAAGAAAUCGAUGAAUGGUACAGACAAGCCAUGUGUUUGAAUAGCCCUACUACCUCCCGAGCAUCUUUCUCGUUCCACGGCCAGAGUCCUUGGUAUACUGCCAGAUAUCACCAUUUGUUGGUAUUACUUUACCGUCCGUCAUACUUGAACCCUAAUCCGCUACCAGAAAUCUUGGAGGCAUUGGGAAAAUCAUGUCUUGAAAAUUUGUCAUGUAGUUAUAAAUUAUUUAUUGCGAAAUUGUUACCUUUGAAUUGGACUACACUUUAUCGCUUUCUCAUGGUGUGCACUACGAUCUUGUAUUGUUUGUGCAAGUGGACUAUAGAUUUAGUGGAGUCGAAGACGGAAAUAUGCUACUGCAUUGAAAUACUACAGGCAUUUGGAAGUGAUUGGAUGAUUGCUAAGAAAUGUGCUGAAGUGUUUAAGCAAAUUGAAAACAAAUUAUUAGAGAUCAGCUUAACCAGUGAUGGUCACACCGAUAUGGAUAAAUUAUCGAGAGAGUUGCUUGGUGCCAGUAGCUCAUACCAUGAAAUACUAAACUCUGACACCAAUUCGUUUGAAUUCAUGUCGAGAUUUUAA
Spathaspora passalidarum NRRL Y-27907 is the source of this 1908-nucleotide messenger RNA. RefSeq names its product Stb5p (gene STB5). Gene Ontology annotation, molecular function: zinc ion binding; sequence-specific DNA binding; DNA-binding transcription factor activity, RNA polymerase II-specific. The transcript has a single exon. Lineage: Eukaryota; Fungi; Ascomycota; Pichiomycetes; Serinales; Debaryomycetaceae. The record is from RefSeq and is a predicted model, not a curated record. Gene Ontology annotation, biological process: positive regulation of transcription by RNA polymerase II; DNA-templated transcription. Bases 1 to 1908 code for a protein of 635 amino acids.